GCGAGGAGACUGUCAAAUCGAGUGAUGGGAUGGGCGGCGGACCGCGGUGCAAGAAUGAAGCUGCAUUUCUUGUCAACGGCUUGAUCCGGUUAUCAGGACGAGUCCUGAUCCGAUCAUCAAUUCAACGUCAGCACUGCACGUGGUUUACAUGGGAAUCCGUUCGCUUCUUCUCGUCCGCCAGAGCCCUAGGCCUGUCAUCCUCCGGAAUGUGUACAUAGGUGUGUCGUAAUUACACACGAGAAUGCAAGAUCUUCGUUGCAGGUGUAGACUUGAAAUAAAUGAAUGCCGGUCCAUCGAUCACAGCAAGUAAUGCACUCUGAUGGGUCUCGAUUCUCGAACCGUUUUGAAAUAUCAGACAAUGUACCUUACAUGUCCUGAGAAAAUUUCUACUCACUCCCGUCACGAGCUGACAGCAGACCCACGGCAAAAGAUUUCACCGAAUACGCCAUCCGAAUAACCCCUUCACCAGCACAGGAAUCGGGCGACAUUGCGCGCUGAUUCCCAUCGGCCAGGCACAGCGCGAUGUUCAACUCGGUGUCUCAGGGGACCGAAUGUCUGUUACAUAAGCGACGCUCGAUGGGAGAGUGUAUUGAUAUUGAGUGCGUUGGCGGACAGCUGGUAUUAUUCGGGUGGCGCGGACGACUGCUUGCUCGUUCCUGCCCCCAGCGUCGAUUGAGACUCGCCUAGAGCAGCCCGACAAACGGAUCGCUUGGAGCGGACGUGGAUGCGGAUGCGGAGGAUAUGCUUAGCGAGUUGCCCGCCAUGGGGGACGAUAUAAGAAUAAGAAGGAAGUGUCCUCCUCAACCUCAUUCCAAAGACUCAGCUCUACCGCAACACUCCUUCCAUACUUCCCAAUCGGUGUCAGGCUCUCUAAACACACAAAGAUGUUCCAAGCUAACCUCCAAACCAACACUCCUUCACCCUUUAUUCCUGAUAGCACACCCAAAGUCUGUGCGAUGGCGGUCACGGAUGCCCAGAAGGCUCCCUCCGUCACCGUCAGCAACGAGGCGAUUGUCGGUGCCGUGGGCGGUGUGCCCGGCAUCACCGGUGCCGAAGCCGUUGUCGGCAAGCUCGACCAGCUCUGGGACAGCGGAGCCACCAUCACCUACUCCUAUCUCAACGGCACGCCCGCGCAACAGGCCAAAGUCGACGCGGCCAUCCUCGAGUGGUUCCCGUACGCGAAUAUCACCUUCCAGCGCGCUCUCGCCGGCAUCUUGCGCAUCUCGUUCAACGGCCAGCAAGGUUCCUGGAGCUAUGUCGGCUUGGAAGCCCUCGAGGUUCCCAAGAACCAGCCCACGCUCAACUUCGGAUGGGUUUCCGAUUCGGCGCAGGCGACUCAGGAAGAGCGCGGCCUGAUCCUGCACGAGUUCGGGCACGUCCUCGGCUUGAUGCACGAACAUCAAAGCCCAGCACACGGCGGCGCAGUCACUCUCGACGCCAACGCAGUGCACGCCCACUUCGCCAGCAGCCUCGGAUGGAGCGCCGACACGACCAAGAAGCAGGUCGUCGACCACUACAGCACCACGAGCGUGUCCAACUUCCCCGCGGUCGACCCGAGCUCGAUCAUGGCGUACUUCCUGCCCCCUGCGCUCAACGAGCAGCGCGUGCAGAUCCCCGCGAACGUGAGUCUGUCGGAGUCCGACAAGGCGUACAUGGUUCUCGCGUACCCGCGCCCGAAGCCCCACGCGCUGGCGCCGAACUGGACGCUCGAACGCGCGCUGCAGGUGUUCGGCGCGGAUCCCGAGACGGUCAACGGGAUCCUGUCGGCGCGCGGGGACGUGCUGAAGAUCCGGGCGCUAUUCCUGUCGUUCCUCGUGCAGAAGCGCACGGGGCUUGAGACGCACAUCAGCACGGAUGGAUUCGACGGCGAUGAGGAGGAGGACGUGGGGACGAUGGAGUUCGUCCGCAAGGAGGUUGACGUGGCGGCAGGGGAGGUAGAGGUGGAGCAGCACGUGGAAAUUGUUGCGCCUGCACCGGUCAUUCCGCCCAUUCACGACUUUUAUCUCCAGAAUGGGCCCGCGAACGUCGUUCCCCCAGUCCCUCUCUCAGCCAGCCCACCUGUUCGGUCGUUGACGGAGGCGUUCUACGCCAAGCAAGCAGCUGUCCCAGUGCCGGAGCCGAUCGUCAUCGCCCCUCAGCCGCCUGUGGUCAUUCCAGCAAUUGUCGCGGAGGAUCCUGUGGUCGUGCACAUUCCCGUUCCUGAGCCCAUCGCGUUACAGCCUAUCGUCGUCCCGGAGCCCGCUCCAAUCGUCGUCGUUGCACCUCAACCCGAACCAGAACCCAUUCCCGUCAUCGUGCCUCAAGUCGAGGUUCCCAUCGUCGUUCCAGUGCCUGAGAUCCCACCCGUCAUCUCAGAGCCAAUUUCGCCCGUGUUCGAGCCGGUCAUCGUCCCAGUAGCUGAAGUCGCCGUCGUCGCGCCAGUGGUACGGACCAAGAAAAUCUUCAUCAAGAACGUCCCUCGGCCCGUCGUGCCGGUUGUUGCCGAAGUCCUUCCCGAACCGGUUGUAGUCGAGACACCAUGCACUGAAUACCUUCCCACCCUCACCAAUGCGCUUGAAGCGGUCUUCCCCGCUGAGGAGGGCCAGACUUGGAGGCUUCAGACGAAGGGCAAGGUGAUCGAUCCCGCUGCUUUCGUGUGGGACACCUCUCUCGCUGCCGCUGGGAUCGAUGCACAGUGGAUGAAGCCAGACGAGGUCGCUGAGGCCGAGGCCAACAUCGUCGAUCUACUGUUUGGAGGGGAAACUGAGGACGACGAGAAGACUCUCAGCUCUGUCUACGAACAGAUGCUCUACAGCCUCGUCCCCAAACCCGUCCACAGCCCGCUGAGCCAGCAGCAGGACAAGAUCCGCCAGUGGCUCCAGGCCGAAGUCCCCGUCUCCCGGUGGCAGCUGUCCGCCGAAAAGACCAACGCAGACGCCGUGCGAUCGGAGACCAAGAUGUCUCGGCUCGAGCUCAGCGAGUAUCUGAUGGACCAGUACUCUGCUACUAAGCAGGCUUGGGAGAGCGAGAAGGCAUUGCUGAUCAAGAAGCUUGCUUCGACCGACCGCACCGACAUCAAGGAACGGGCCCGCUCGAUCGCACAGCUGAGCGCUGCUCGGGAGAAAGAGAUCGCUACGAAGUACCGUGACGCGGUCGUCGGUGGAGACAUUCACCGCGUCAAGGAAUACAUCGCGUUCUUGGACAUUCCAAUCAAUGCUGCAGCUCAUGCUUUGCAAGACGCAAAGGACAUCCUCCGCGAAAGCUCGUCGGUUUCCCUUUCGGCCGGGGAGAAGGUCUACCCCGUCCAGCUCGCCCCGGUCGACUGGUUCGCUUCGCUCCCCACGUCGUUCACCCAGCAGGAUCUCUCGAGCCCCACCGAAUCUGUUGGCGGCGCUGAUGUCCGUCCGGUGACACCUCUCGGCAGUGCAUCGAUUCAAAGCCUGCUUCCUGCUGUGAAGCUCGAUGCACCCAAGGGUUGGUGGGAGGAGAUUGUACUCGAGAACGUACGAUCGGACACCCUCUGGAGCAUCCCGCCUGAGGGGAUCGACGAGGAUCGGAUUGACGUGGCCUUCCGGGCUUGUAAGGUCGAUAUCAGUCGCAGCGGCUGGUUUAAGCCUCAGAUCUUCAAAGAAGGCCAGUCCUUCUACAAGGUGAUUCACGGUGUUGAGUCGUCCCUGCCAGUUUCUCAGAAUUUCCAGAUGGACGAGUCGACUGUCCUCCCUCCCCAAGCCGGAUAUGCGGCCUCUUUUGUUGUUGCAAAGGACAUCGUCGUGCGCGUAAAACACACGGACAUCGCGCACGACAUGAACAACGCAGCCAAAUCGUCCGGUUUGCUAUCCUUCGCGUAUUCCAAGUACGCGGACAGCUUCCAGCCGCACGGAGAUGGAUUCCUCGUCAAGAUUCCCGGGCCUCAGAUCAUCGGGUACAUCGUCGAGCCGCUGCACACGACCGCCGCCGCCGCGCUCGUCCCCGCUGAUUUCACGGUCGAUGUGCCAGCUCCGGACCUCACUCCUCGCGUCGAUCACGUUCACCACUGGCAUUCCCACGACACAUACCACGCUGUUGUCCCGGAGCUCAGACUCGUGAAGGUGGACGAAAAGUCGGAGUGCCCCGCGUGUCACCCCUCCCCCCGUCCGCAUGGCAAUGACUCGGGCUUCAAGUACACUGCGCUGCCGGAUGCUACUGAGAGCACGGCCAACUCCGAACGCGCUGAUCCUGAGGUGCAGAGGAUGGCUGAGGAGCAAGGGCGGGAUGUCCGAGCGAGCUUUGGGGUGGAUGAGAGUGAUCGCUUCCUCUAGACUCAGUACUGUUUCUUCUUAGGGUAUUUGGAAUGAAUGGAGCGAUGAGAGCGGGAAUAUAUAUAAUCCCAAGCUCCCA
Molecule: messenger RNA, 4356 nt
Organism: Mycena citricolor
Lineage: Eukaryota; Fungi; Basidiomycota; Agaricomycetes; Agaricales; Mycenaceae
Source: the annotation of a GenBank genome assembly